Messenger RNA from Dujonia railenensis, 1875 nucleotides. The record is from the annotation of a GenBank genome assembly. NCBI's taxonomy places the organism in Eukaryota, Fungi, Ascomycota, Pichiomycetes, Serinales, Debaryomycetaceae.
AUGCAACUCAUUCUAUUAUUUUAUGUGUUCACUGUCGCACUCGGUUAUUCUCCAAGUGGUACUUAUGCACCGAGCUCUAUUCAAUGUCCAUCAGGAAAUUUAGUCAGGCCGGCUGAUUCAAUUUCACCUGAAGAACAAGAAUGGUUAAAUGGAAGAGUUCCUAUUGCUCAAGCCAACCUUAUUACAUUCUUACAAAAAGUCAAUUUAGAAGACUUUGAUGCUGAAAGCUUUGUUACAAAUGCAAAGAAGAAUAUCACCAUCGGAACUGCGUUCUCAGGAGGGGGUUAUAGAGCCAUGUUCGCAGGUGCUGGUCAAUUGGCUGCAUUGGAUAGUAGAAAUUACGGAGCUGAUGAAGCUGGAUUGGGUGGCCUUCUUCAAGCAUCUACUUAUCUUGUGGGAUUAUCAGGAGGGAAUUGGCUAGUUGGUACUGUCGCAAUGAACAACUUUAUGUCUAUUGACUCUAUUUUAGCAAACAGUAAACUUUGGGAUAUAACAUACACGAUGUUUGCCCCAGGUGGAUGGAACUUUAUUAAAACACAAUUUUAUUGGGCUUCCAUCAAUUUAUCUCUCUUGGCAAAGCAGCUUGCUUUGUUUAGAAUUUCAAUUACUGAUAUUUGGGGUAGAGCAUUGUCAUUUCAAAUGUUUGGGACCUUCAACAACGGUGGAGAUAGUAUUACUUGGUCUCAAAUCACGGACGACGAAGAAUUUUCUAGCUUUAAUGCACCUUAUCCUAUUGUCGUUGCUGAUGGAAGGGUUCCUGGAACAUUAAUUAUUAAUGAUAACUCUACUAUUUUUGAAAUAACUCCACAUGAGUUAGGUUCAUGGGACCCAUCAUUAUAUCUGUUCACUAAAACGAAAUAUCUUGGUACUAAGACAAAUAAUGGUGUCCCAAGUAAUGGAAAAUGUAUUGGAGGGUUUGACAAUGCAGGAUUUAUCAUUGGAACUUCAUCUUCUCUUUUUAAUCAAGUAGCUCUUUACCUUUCGAGUUGGACAAGCUGGGUAAGUUACUUAGGAUUAGCCGGAACCAUAAUAAGUCAAAUUGAGAAUCAUGUUCUUGCAAAUAUUGACGUUGAUACUUCUCUUUACAAGCCUAACCCAUUUUAUGGUACAAAAUAUGGUGAUAGUUAUUCAAUAUUAAACGAUGAUACUUUGUUUCUCGUCGACGGAGGUGAAGAUUUACAAAAUGUCCCACUUGCACCCUUAAUUCAACCACAAAGAGGGUUAGAUAUCAUUUUCGCUUAUGAUAACUCUGCCGAUACGUCCGUUAACUGGCCCAAUGGAGCUUCACUUGUUGCAACUUUCCAAAGACAAUUUUCACAUCAAGGAAAUGCAACGUUUUUCCCCUACGUGCCUGAUGUUAACUCAUUUAGAAAUUUAGACUUGACAGCUAAGCCCGCAUUUUUUGGAUGUGAUGCAAACGCAUUGAAAGCAUUGGUCGGUCCCAACGUGAACACAUCUUCCAGCAACUUUCAGUUAUAUACUAAUGAUUCAUCAAUUGAAUCUGUUUAUGACAUUCCUUUAAUUGUUUAUACUGCUAACAGACCAUUCUCAUAUUAUUCGAAUACUUCAACAUUCAAAUUGGACUAUUCCACUACUGAAAAGCUAGGAAUGAUCAAAAAUGGAUUUGAAACAGCUACAAGGUUGAAUUCUACUUUAGAUCUGGAGUGGGGUGCUUGUGUUGGAUGUGCAAUCAUUAGAAGAGAGCAAGAAAGGCAAGGUGUAGAUCAGUCCGAUCAAUGUAAAAAAUGCUUUGAAAGAUACUGCUGGAACGGCGAAACAGAUACAUCUACUCCAGGAGAUAACUUUAGCUUGACUUCUCAAACAGUCGCAGAUGAUGGAAGUAUUCUGCCAGCAUACCCAAAUUCAUUCAAGUAA